Aspergillus costaricaensis CBS 115574 is the source of this 636-nucleotide messenger RNA. RefSeq lists its product as uncharacterized. The record is from RefSeq and is a predicted model, not a curated record. The transcript has 2 exons. Bases 231 to 392 code for a protein of 53 amino acids. Lineage: Eukaryota; Fungi; Ascomycota; Eurotiomycetes; Eurotiales; Aspergillaceae.
CAAUGGACCGCGCAGGGAACGAUAUCCACCAGGGAGACAUCCCACGUUGAAAUCCGACUUGUCGCGACGAGCUUAUCACCGCUUGACAUGCUGGACAGCUUGGCGAGUUGGAAAGCAACAAAGAUCCGACAACGCGCUGGGUUUGUUGUGGGACGGAGCGCCUUGGCUGCGGGGGACAAUCCGGGGAUCGAGCCUCUUCGUGCCACCCCCAAGACCCGGUCCUGAGAGUCAUGGUGGGACAGACCGACAAUCUGGGGACGAGGCUCGGUCAACUUCCGUUCAGGACUAACGGAAGCAGGCCGUCGAGAUGCGAGCGGGAGACCGGAGAUGGUACCAGCGCUGGCAGGCACGGGAUAUGGCUUCCUGGGGGAAAUGAAAUGAAUGUUCGAUGAGAGCCACGCGGCGUGAGAUUUUGGGGUCAUGCGGGGGGGUUCAGCCAAGGGGGUCCCUCGCGCAGGGUCUAAUCAACACUAAUAGGGCACUAAGAAAGCAAACAUGAUGGUGGUUGGCUCAUCCUGCUGGUCGGUCAAAGCCGAUGGGUGGGGGAUACAUGACGUUGCUGGGGCACGAUCGAUCAGCUGUCUCUCAAUCCGGGGUGCAGCGCCAAUUGCCUCGGUCGCAAGGAGUUUUUGGUAA